CAAAAUGGAUGCCAUACACAUACACUGGCUGAGAGCACAGCGAGGGAGGGAAUCUGAUCCUCUCCCUGUCAUGCUUGCAUCUUACAUGUCUGAUAAAAGGCACACGGCCAGUAUAUGUCUGUAUGGGCUUUAAAGGCUUUAAAGGGAGUGAGGGACUUGGUUUUCAGGAGGUUUUUUAGCAACAGUGAGGAGCAGUCCUCUCUGCAUUGCAGUACUGUGGCUGAGGAGAGCGGGGAGAAGAGAGCCUGUGUGGCACACCGAGCUGAGCACCCAAUCAGGCACCUCCGUGUGGUGCUCAAACCAAUCGGCAGCCUGCAGCCGAGGUUAAAGAUUGACAAUUGCAGGAGAGAGCAGCAGGGAGAGAAGGCCUUCUGGGAAACCUGGACCCAUCUUUUCCCUCAUCCCCCAACGCCCUCAAUAAUUGAAAAAGAUUUAGGAAUAGGCUGAAGAAUCUGUAUGUGAGAAAGGAAAAAGUCUGUCAGAGGACGAGGGAAAUACUGAGAUUACAGAAGACGGAAUGGAGAUCUCAACACGGUCCAAAGUUUCAGACACGGGGUCAACAGAGAGGAUGACCCAGAAACGAAAGAUGCCAAGUCCUGCUCACUCAUCCAAUGGUCACUCGUCUGCUGAAACCUCCCCCUGUCCAAUGAAAAAGAAGAAGAAACCAGGUGCUCUUAGCAGCAGCAAAGACCAGUCAGAACUAAGACAUGGUCCCUUUUACUAUGUGAAGCAGCCAGCACUCACCACAGACCCUGUUGAUGUUGUACCGCAGGACGGCAGGAAUGACUUCUACUGCUGGCUGUGCCACCGCGAGGGCCAGGUGCUCUGCUGUGAGCUCUGCCCCAGGGUGUACCAUGCCAAGUGCCUCAAACUACCAGCCGAGCCCGAGGGCGACUGGUUCUGUCCGGAGUGUGAGAAAAUAACAGUUGCUGAGUGUAUAGAGACUCAGAGCAAAGCCAUGAUGAUGCUAACUAUAGACCAGCUGUCUUACCUACUAAAGUUUGCCCUUCAGAAGAUGAAACAGCCAGGUGAUCAUCCCCGCUUGUCAUCUCGCUCCCCCCAUGCAGCUUCCACGCAGAGAAAGACUUUUAAUUGGACUGAACCCUUCCAGAAACCGGUCUCUCUUGAACAGCAUCCAGAUUACGCAGAGUACAUUUUUCACCCUAUGGAUCUUUGCACACUUGAGAAGAAUAUUAAAAAGAAAAUGUAUGGCUGUACAGAGGCCUUUUUGGCAGAUGCAAAAUGGAUUUUGCACAACUGUAUUAUAUACAAUGGAGGCAAUCACAAACUCACAGCAACUGCUAAAGUGAUUGUAAAAAUCUGUGAGCAUGAGAUGAACGAGAUCGAAGUUUGUCCUGAGUGUUAUCUGUCUGCUUGUCAAAAGAGAGACAACUGGUUCUGUGAGCCUUGUAGUAACCCACACCCUCUGGUGUGGGCCAAACUGAAAGGAUUUCCAUUCUGGCCUGCUAAAGCUCUGCGGGACAAAGAUGGACAGGUGGAUGCUCGCUUUUUUGGUCAGCAUGACAGGGCUUGGGUUCCUUUAAACAACUGCUACCUCAUGUCCAAAGAGAUUCCAUUUUCUGUGAAGAAGACCAAAAGUAUCUUCAACAGUGCCAUGCAGGAGAUGGAGGUCUACGUAGAGAACAUGAGGAAGAAGUUUGGUGUCUUUAACUAUGCCCCCUUCAGGACACCAUACACUCCUGACAACAACUUUCAGAUGCUGCUGGACCCCUCCAACCCCUCAUCCACCCCAGUCAAACCUGAGAAACAGGAGAAGAUCAAGCUGAGCUUUGAUAUGACAGCAUCACCCAAGAUCCCUUUGGCCAGGACCAUGUUGACUGGAAUAGGAGGGGGCACAGCGGGUCGGCGGCUCCCUCUUGGUGACAUGCCUCGCUCCCCCAUGAGCACUAACUCCUCUGCCCAUACUGGUUCGGAUGGGGAGCAGGAAACACCGGACAAGUCCCAGACAAAAGCCCCAAACAGCCAGUACAGUGCGGGAGAAGAGUCCAUGGACUGUACAGCCUCACCUGCCCAUCCUCGACCUGGUCCUGCAGGCAGCUCCCUGGACAGCCCUAAACCAUUCCAUUCUCAAACUCCGGGCAUCCCCAAGCAGGAGAAGGCACCACCGACAGGAAGCAUUCUGAACCUCAACCUAGAUCGAAGUAAAGCAGAAAUGGACCUAAAGGAGCUCAGUGAAACAGUUCAGCAGAAACAAGGAGCUGCACCAGUCCUCACCUCUCCGAAAAGACAGAUCAAGAGCCGUUUCCAGCUGAAUCUGGACAAAACCAUUGAGAGUUGCAAGGCACAGCUUGGUAUAGAUGAGAUCUCUGUUGAUGUGUAUAAAGGUGUGGAACACAGUGACUCAGAAGACUCCGAUAAAUCAGACUCCAGUGACAGUGAGUAUGCCAGUGAUGACGAGCAAAAGACCAAGGAUGGUCAGGAUGCAGCACCGAAUGAUGAAGCCCAGAAGGAGCCUACCAAAACUAAAGUCAAAGACCAAUCUUCCCAGAACCAAGAUAAGGAGGGUAAAGCUGAUAAACUCGUGGCAGCAGAUUCUGCAGCAGGCGACGCCUCUGCAACACUGUCAGAUGCUCCAACUAAAGAGAAAAUCGGCAAAGAUUCUGAAAAAGAGAGCCCAGAGAAGAUGAAAGCACCUCCAGCGUCACCUGCUUCCAGAGAGAAGUCUCAGGUGAAAGAGGAGGCAAAGCAGCUCGCACAAGUGGAGGACUCUGACUCAGAGAGAGAGCUGGUUAUUGACCUCGGAGAGGAACAGGGAGGCAAGGACAGGAAGAGGAGCCGAAAAGACAAUGCUCUUAAAGAUUCUUCUGCUGGUAAACCUGAAGGUAAAGCCCUGACUCCAUCGACACUCCCAUCUCAAAACAGUACAGCUCCUUCCACACCCUCCAGUGUUUCCACACAGUCCCCAAUGGCUAUUCCUGUCACCAUGGUUUCCUUCACUUCUCCCUCUCCCGCAACCAUAAGCCUUACAACUGUGUCCAGUGCCACAGCAACACCCCCGUCUUCUUCCUCCUCCUCCUCCUCAGCCUCCACCACACCAGUGUUGAAGAAACAGCGCCCUCUGCUGCCUAGAGAGUCGGUGCCAGUGGUGCAGAGAGCUGUGGUGUGGAAUCCCACUGCCAAGUUUCAGACCUCCUCUCAGAAGUGGCACAUGCAGAAGGUGCAGCGUCAGCAACAGAACCAGCAACCUGUGGCAACAACACAGCCGUCGUCUCCUAGGCAAGGCCAGGCUCAAGGACAGACACAGGCCACUGGGAACGGCUCGACAGUGGUAUCCUCAUCUUCAGCACAGCAGUCUUCACAAAGCACACGCUAUCAGACCAGACAGGCUGUCAAAGCUGUUCAACAAAAAGACACUCCACUCAGCACAUCCACGUCAGCUGUCACUCUGGUAUCCAGUAGUCCAGCUUCUGUUGCCAUGAUGGCAACAUCAAGUUUAGGCACAGCUGCUACAUCUUCACCAGUGGCAACUGACCUGUAUAUUCCCACUGCCUCAGCGGAUGUGGCUGCAGAUAUUGCCAAGUACACAAAUAAAAUAAUGGAUGCAAUCAAAGGUACAAUGACUGAAAUCUACAAUGACCUCUCGAAGAGUACUUCAGGGAAUACAAUAGCAGAGAUCAGGCGGCUGAGAAUCGAAAUAGAAAAAUUGCAGUGGCUGCAUCAACAAGAGUUGUCAGAAAUGAAGCACAAUCUUGAGCUUACAAUGGCAGAGAUGAGGCAAAGUCUGGAGCAGGAGAGAGAAAGGUUGGUGACUGAGGUAAAGAAACAGAUGGAGCUGGAGAAACAGCAAGCAGUGGAUGAGACAAAGAAGAAACAGUGGUGUGCUAACUGCAGGAAGGAGGCCAUCUUCUACUGCUGCUGGAACACCAGCUACUGUGAUUACCCCUGUCAGCAAGCCCACUGGCCAGAACACAUGAAGUCCUGCACUCAGUCAGCCACAGCCCCACAGCAAGAACCUGAGGCUGAGUCGACAGCAGACCUCCCAAACAAAAGUUUAGGGCAGACUAGCAGUGGCCCGAACUCUCUCAGAGACACGCCAGCCUCUGCACCAUCAGACAAAGACUGUGAUAUGGAGAAGAGCACUGAUAACGUUGCUGUCACUUUGUCCUAACCGAGCUGACCAUACUUGAAAAUGUAAAUGUAUAGAUGUUUUUUUUCCACUACAAGGAUAUGUCUCUGUAAAUUGUCCUGUUCUGUUCAAGCAGCUGUUAAGGGAACAAUCUAAAUUCUUUUUAUUUAUAUAGUUUUGUUUGCCUUUCAGGGCUCACAUACUGCCCCCCAGUGCACAGUGGUCUAUGAAACAUUUUAAAUGUGGAAACAAGACUGACAGCAGAUAGUUAAUAACCACUAGAGGGGGCAGUUUAAAAAAAUGUAUACUGCAUAUUCAUACACUCCUUUGCAGUCUAUAGAGAGCUGUCAGUAUAAAGAUCUAAAACGCAUGCCUGAGUGUCACAAAACAUACACAUAGUGUAAAGGACAACAGUUCAAGACUGCAAAAAUGUAACCUAUGUUAAUGGACCACCCCAGCUUUAGGUUUAGAGGACUGAUGACAGAAAUGUCUGUAAAUUACUUAUUUUGUAUUCUAUGUUAAUUUAUUUGUUAUUCUAAUGUUGCCUGCUGUAUACUGCAAAGAAAAUAACAAAUACAAACAUUUUAAACAAGCUGUUUCUAUGGUUACACUGUGGUCUAAUUAGUUGUGAAUAGAGCUGCAAUUUCUUUUAACAAUUAAUUUGACAAUUAUUUUCUGGAUUAAUCUCGAUUCAGCACUUGGUCUAUAAAAUGUCGAAUUUGUGACCAUCAUUAGUAAACAGCAUUUUCUGCCA
This is a messenger RNA of Larimichthys crocea (large yellow croaker), 4841 nucleotides long. It is a transcript of the gene zmynd8, whose product is annotated as zinc finger, MYND-type containing 8. The coding region runs from base 518 to 4129 and encodes 1203 amino acids. Gene Ontology annotation, molecular function: transcription corepressor activity; protein binding. Gene Ontology annotation, cellular component: nucleus; cytoplasm. The transcript has 21 exons. Lineage: Eukaryota; Metazoa; Chordata; Actinopteri; Sciaenidae. The record is from RefSeq and is a predicted model, not a curated record. Gene Ontology annotation, biological process: regulation of DNA-templated transcription.